Messenger RNA from Cladophialophora carrionii CBS 160.54, 360 nucleotides. RefSeq lists its product as uncharacterized. The transcript is spliced from 2 exons. Bases 1 to 360 code for a protein of 119 amino acids. Lineage: Eukaryota; Fungi; Ascomycota; Eurotiomycetes; Chaetothyriales; Herpotrichiellaceae. The record is from RefSeq and is a predicted model, not a curated record.
AUGCUCGUCUGGGCGCACCCGAACCCCGACCACCUAGACAACAAGAUGGAUAGGUUGUUCUUCCAGGCGCUGUUGAUGUAUGUCAGUGAUGUGAGGGAGGGGAGGGAAGUGUUAAGUCUGUUGCAGGUCAUGGUUAUGCAACACUUCUCAGCUACCGCGCUGAUCAUGUUUCCCGAGCUAUGGGUCCUCGGGCCUCUUCGAUGGUGGAUUCCUUGGCUCGUGCAGUGUAUUUGCGCCUACCUCGCCAUGUGGAUGGGAUACUCGCCGUUGUUGAGGAAGUACAUGUCCCAGGAAGACUGGGAGGACGCGGCCGUCCAGGGAAGGGUUGAGAUGCGGCGGCCGGGGAAGAAGCAGCAGUGA